UAAAAUUUCAAAUGGCAAAUUUGCGAUAGUCUAUGAUUUCACAAAACUAAAUUUUUCAUUGACAAAAUCAUCGAAAGUGAGUAAGUCUUUCAAAGAAGGGGGCUGUUUUGAUGCUUCACAGCUGCAGCAUGUCCUUGGGAAAAAUACUUUCAGUGAUCUUUGCAUCUCGUUUGAUCUACAUUGUCAUCCCAGCCUGGUGAACUAUUCUCUGAUCCCUCCCAGUGGGGAGAACAAAAUGUGACUUACUAGCCAUGAACGAUCCUCUAAUUGUUUAAGGUCUUGGCCACAUCUGGGAUCCAAGCACCUUGUUUACCAGCCAGGAAGAGGAAGAUCAAGAUGCAGAAAAGAAACAUUCGCCUUAAGUAUUGCUUACUGUUGCAUCUCCUACUAUUACAACAUGGCAUAACCUCCAGUAAUACUAGUACAACUGUCAACAAUGAAUCCAGCCCAACUUCCAGUGAACCCACUACAGCCACUACUGGAUCCAGUGCAACCUCCAGUGAGACUAGUAUAGCCUCGAACACUGCAUCCAGCACGAUCCAUGGUAGUCCUAGCACAGCCACUAAUGCUGGAUCCCAAGGGACCUCCAGUGAAUCCAGCUCAACCUCCAGUACUGAAUCCAGCAUGACUUCUCGAGGGUCCAGCACAACCUCCAGUACUGAAGCCAGUGUGACUUCUGGAGGGUCCAGCACAGCCUCUGACACUGGAUCCAGCGUGACUUCUGGAGGGGCCACCACAACCUCCAGUACUGGAUCCAGCGUGACCUCUGGAGAGGCCACCACAACUUCCAGUACUGGAUCCAGCGUGACUUCUGGAAGGACCAGCACCACCUCUGACACUGGAUCCAGCAUGACCUCUAGAGGGGCCAGCUCAACCUCCAGUACUGAAUCCAGCGUGACCUCUGGAGGGGACAGCACAACCUCCAGUACUGGAUCCAGCGUGACCUCUGGAGGGUCCAGCACAGCCUCUGACACUGGAUCCAGCGUGACUUCUGGAGGGGCCAGCACAACCUCUAGUACUCGAUCCAGCAUGACCUCUGGAGGGGCCACCACAACUUCCAGUACUGGAUCCAGCAUGACUUCUGGAAGGACCAGCACUACCUCUGACACUGGAUCCAGCAUGACCUCUGGAGGGGCCAGCACAACCUCCAGUAUUGGAUCCAGCAUGACCUCUGGAGGGGCCAGCACAAUCUCCAGUACUGGAUCCAGUGUGACCUCUGGAGGGUCCAGCACAGCCUCUGACACUGGAUCCAGCAUGACUUCUGGAGGGGCCACCACAACCUCCAGUACUGGAUCCAGCGUGACCUCUGGAGGGGCCACCACAACUUCCAGUACUGGAUCCAGUGUGACCUCUGGAGGGGCCAGCACAACCUCCAGUACUGGAUCCAGCAUGACCUCUGAAGGGUCCAGCACAGCCUCCAGUACUGGAUCCAGUGUGACCUCUGGAGGGGCCAGCACAACCUCUGACCCUGGAUCCAGCGUGACCUCUGGAGGGGCCAGCACAUCCUCCAAAACUGGAUCCAGUGCAAUCACAGGAGGCUCUGAUACACCUUUUACAACUGGAACACACACAACGUCUAACAAAAGUAGCACAAGUGCUGGAACUCCAGUGGAGGAACUGAAGCCCACUGGGUCCCUGAAGCCAUGGGAAAUCUUCCUCAUCACUCUGGUCUCAGUUGUAGUGGUCAUGGGAUUCUUUGUUGGGCUCUUCUUCUGCGUGAGAAACUCCCUGUCCAUGAGAAGUGUCCUUGACACAGCUGUCUACCGCCCCCAUGGCCCCAACCUCGGCCGGGGCCCUGGAGGGAAUCACGGAGCCCAUCACAGGCCUAGGUGGAGCCCUGCCAGGCCCUGGAACAGACCCAUAUCCUCAGGAACCAUGGAGAUGAGAGAAAGUCACAGUGGGUUCUGAGUGGCUGCUGAAGCCACGGAGCCACAUUCCUCAGAGAGAAAGCCAGCCUGGGGGACCAGAGAUCUGAGUGUCCUUUCAUUCGUCCCCAGGAGCCCCCUCCCAGCUUCAUUUGGGUCUCUGCCAGGCUUGGGGAAGACACUUCCUCUUUCUCUCUUGCUUUUACUAGA
This is a messenger RNA of Odocoileus virginianus texanus, 2075 nucleotides long. It is a transcript of the gene MUC21, whose product is annotated as mucin 21, cell surface associated. The record is from RefSeq and is a predicted model, not a curated record. Lineage: Eukaryota; Metazoa; Chordata; Mammalia; Artiodactyla; Cervidae.